Messenger RNA from Scutellospora calospora, 366 nucleotides. The record is from the annotation of a GenBank genome assembly. Lineage: Eukaryota; Fungi; Glomeromycota; Glomeromycetes; Diversisporales; Gigasporaceae.
CCAAUAGAACAAGCAUUUGCGUAUCGUGGAUUACAGGAUAUUUCUAAGUCAAUAGAAUUUGAAAGAAUUAAGCCAACGUCCGAAGAAGUAAAAAAUCGGUUCAUACAGAAUGUAUCACCUCUACCAAAAUUGUCUUCAAAAAAUUCAAAAGAAAAGGAACCACUCCCACCUAAAGUCACAUUGACUAGGCAGUUGGCAGCAUUAGAAAAUAUGGAAAAUAAAAUUUAUUUAACUCUUCUCAAUAUAUCUAAAGAUAAUGAGGUUUCUGAAACUUUAUUGUUACGUGAUAUUAUAUUUAUAUUUCAAGGAAUCGAUGGACAAUAUAUUAAAUAUGAUAAAGGUUCAUCAUAUAUCAUUGAUUCGAAG